AUGCAGCGAUGCCCGUUGCAAUUCUUACGGCUCCCUAGCGCUAUUCGUGCCCAAUAUGCCACCCAAUUCUUCUCACAGACGCGAUCAUUCACGGCCUCCAUAGCGUUUCGAGCCGCCCCAAAAUCGGAGGUCGAGAAACGUAUCCAGGCUAUCCCAAUUGAGCGGUUUCGUAAUUUUUGUAUUGUCGCGCAUGUCGACCAUGGGAAGAGUACGCUCAGUGAUCGAUUACUCGAGUUGACCGGCACGAUCGAGCCAGGUGGUAACAAGCAGAUCUUGGACAAGCUAGAUGUGGAACGAGAACGAGGUAUCACAGUAAAAGCGCAAACAUGUUCUAUGCUGUACAAAUAUAAAGGGGAGGACUACCUGCUUCACUUGGUGGAUACUCCAGGACAUGUCGAUUUCCGGGCGGAAGUUAGCAGGAGUUAUGCAAGUUGUGGAGGGGCAUUGUUGCUUGUAGAUGCAAGUCAAGGAGUCCAGGCGCAGACGGUUGCGAACUUCUAUCUCGCGUUUUCUCAAGGGUUGAAGCUGGUGCCGAUUAUCAACAAAGUCGAUCUUCCCUCGGCAGAUGCACCAAGGGCGCUGGAGCAAAUGAAGGCCGCCUUCGAAUUGGAACCCUCAGAUGCAGUUUUAGUUUCAGCAAAGACAGGGCUCAACGUUGAAGCCAUAUUACCCAAUGUCAUCGAACAAAUUCCUGCUCCGGUGGGCGACCACAAGAAACCUUUGCGACUACUACUGGUUGAUUCGUGGUAUGAUAAUUACAAAGGGGUGAUUUUGUUGGUGAGGAUAUUCGACGGGACUGUGAAAGCUGGCGAUCAUGUUAGAUCAUUUGCCACAGGUAUUAAGUAUUUUGUUGGAGAAGUGGGCAUGAUGUACCCCCACCAGACGGCGCAGAGUUGUCUAAGAGCUGGCCAAGUCGGCUAUAUCCAUUUUAACCCUGGUAUGAAAAAGAGUGCGGAGGCAUUAAGUGGUGAUACUUUCACAACAGUUGGGUCGGAAGGAAUUGUUGAACCAUAUCCGGGAUUCGAGGAGCCAAAGUCGAUGGUCUUUGUAUCAGCAUUUCCAGUAGAUCAGAGUGAUCAUGGCCAUUUGGAGGAUUCUAUCAACCAAAUUGUCCUCAACGACCGAAGCGUCACCUUACAAAAGGAAUCUUCAGAAGCACUAGGGGCAGGCUGGCGAAUGGGGUUUCUGGGUACACUGCAUUGUUCUGUUUUUGAAGAUCGACUUCGUCAAGAACAUGGCGCCAGUAUCAUUAUUACACCUCCCGCAGUACCGUUUAAGGUUCUCUGGGCGAAUGGCAAAGAAGAAAUAUUCCAAAGUGCCAUGAGUUUCCCAGACACAGAUAACAACCAUCAGAAGGUGGCGGAAAUCCAAGAACCUUACGUAUCAGCGACUAUUACCCUCCCAGAAGAAUAUCUGGGUAAAGUUAUCGAGCUCUGCGAAUCCAACCGUGGCGAGCAGGUAGAACUGACUUUCUUUACGGCAACUCAAGUCAUUCUCAAAUAUGAUCUUCCACUCGCUCAGCUUGUUGACGAUUUCUUUGGAAAACUGAAGGGAGCCACCAAGGGAUACGCAUCUCUGGACUACGAGGACGCUGGCUUCCGCCGCUCGAAUAUUGUGAAAAUGUCACUGCUUGUCAACAAAGAACCAGUUGAUGCUGUAGCACGUAUCGUACACCAUACUCAGUGUGAGCGUCUCGGCAGGGUUUGGGUAAAGAAAUUCAAAGAGCAUGUUACUCGGCAAAUGUUCGAAAUCGUCAUCCAAGCUGCCGUGGGAAAUAGGAUUGUAGCAAGAGAGACCAUCAAGCCGUUUAGAAAGGAUGUUUUGCAGAAACUUCAUGCCGCGGAUAUUGGCCGAAAGAGGAAGCUUCUUGACAAACAAAAGGAAGGAAGGAAGAAGCUGAGAGCUGUAGGAAAUAUCACUAUCGAUCAUAAGGCGUUUCAAAAGUUUCUGGCCAAAUAG
Messenger RNA from Glarea lozoyensis ATCC 20868, 1959 nucleotides. Its product is annotated as P-loop containing nucleoside triphosphate hydrolase. The transcript has a single exon. Gene Ontology annotation, molecular function: GTPase activity; mitochondrial ribosome binding; GTP binding. Gene Ontology annotation, biological process: positive regulation of translation. NCBI's taxonomy places the organism in Eukaryota, Fungi, Ascomycota, Leotiomycetes, Helotiales, Helotiaceae. The record is from RefSeq and is a predicted model, not a curated record. Gene Ontology annotation, cellular component: mitochondrion. Bases 1 to 1959 code for a protein of 652 amino acids.